CGCGUGCAGUUUACUUCUUGUUCGACGUCAACGAAACCAUCCUUACCUUCCGCCGUGGAUCACGAGAAGGAAGUAGGCGAAGCCAAGGGAUCGGCGACCGCCGCCGACGAGGGAGGAUGAGCUACCCGCCUCCGCCAGGGUAUUCGCCGGUGUACCCGCCGCCGUCGGCGCCCGGCGCGCAGCAGGGCCCGUACUACCCGCCGCCGCAGCAGCAGGGGUACCAGGGGUACUUCAACCAGGGCCAGCAGCCGCCGCCAUACUACUACCCGCCGCAGCACGGUGGCCACCACAGCCACGGCCACCACCACCAUGACCACCACGUCGAGGACCACCACCAUCACCACCACCACCAUGGCCACCACGGCGAUGACUGCUGCCUUGGCUUCCUCAGAGGAUGGCUGGCUGCUCUAUGCUGCUGCUGCAUGCUGGAGGAGUGCUGCUGCUGUUUCUGGUGACAUUCCUGCUUGGAAGCUCUUCGUGUCUUGUAUUUUCGGAAUUGGGCGUGCCGCAGUAUCUAGUGAAUCUAGUGACUCGUUAUUAUUCCUCAAGAUAUGAACGCAUUCUGUUACCUGUGUUAAAUAGUAUUUACAUUAUUUUUUGCUUAAAUGUAUGGACCAUGGAUUAACGUUAUUGUGCAAAGUGUACAUGAUCCAGACAUUAUAUUUUUCAUUGGUUGAUUGUAAAGCUUAUUGUAAAUUUUUCA
Molecule: messenger RNA, 703 nt
Organism: Lolium rigidum
Lineage: Eukaryota; Viridiplantae; Streptophyta; Magnoliopsida; Poales; Poaceae
Exons: 3
Coding region: 117-455 (112 amino acids)
Source: RefSeq, a predicted model, not a curated record